Molecule: messenger RNA, 1013 nt
Organism: Folsomia candida
Lineage: Eukaryota; Metazoa; Arthropoda; Collembola; Entomobryomorpha; Isotomidae
Exons: 4
Coding region: 129-941 (270 amino acids)
Source: RefSeq, a predicted model, not a curated record
AUUAACAAAAAGUUUUUGUUGUUUGUCUACCCUCAACGCGACACACAGUUUGCAGGAACUUGUUAAAAUAAAAGUAUUUACCUGUUGGAAAUUUGGAUCUCUCUUUUUUUCGGAAACUAGGUUAAACCAUGAAAGGUUGGUUUUAUUUGACAUUGGAGCUUGUCAUCCUUUCCCUUUCCAAAUUAAAAUGUGCGGAAUCCGAGAAAUUUUCCAUGCCCGAUUAUCCAAGCGGUGACAUGUUGGGUGACCCAUUUUCCAAUGGCUUUGAUGAAAAUGAUGAGAGCAGAACUUUUGAUAGUUUUGGCUCGGCUGGGGAUUCAUUCGUCAAAAAACGUCUAUACAACACAUCAAUUGCUUUGACUGCAAGCAUGUUCACUUACUAUUUGCCAUCUCAGACAGAGGCUGGAACGAUAACAGAUUUAGUAAAUCAAGCGGUUUAUGGGCUCUUUGGGACUUUGGCAGUGAGUCUCAUUUUUGCAGUACCAGUACUUUUGACUGGAGUCAUGUACAAGCCUGACACAUCUUCUCGCAGUAUUAAUGGUGCUGAGGGGACAGAAAGCAGUUGGGCUACGAGUCCCAUUAUGAAAAUUGAAAAUGUGCGACAAAUAUUUAACGAAGAAUUUAGAGAUGCAAUUGGUCUGGAUUAUGAGAAAUGUCUCAAAAAAACUAUUUGCGAAGCGCAUCGUUCCCCAAAAAAUAAGAAAUAUGGAUUGCUUGCUCUUCCCUUCCAAAUGUUUUAUCCACCAAAUAAGAAAGGUAGUUCCACAUCACGAGCGACUUCGUAUCAACUGGCUGCUGCUGAGGGUGCUUAUUCCAAAUCAGAUUGUUCUAAACGUUAUCAGUGUUUUUUUGACACUUUGGAUCUUGCAACAUUUCUCAUUGACUGGUACAGGCUCAACAAUGAUCCCGAAUACACACCAAAAGAAACUGACUUUGACUGAUUUUGCAUUUAAAAUAUAUUUUCCUAUUUACCAUUUGUACUCUUGUAAAAUAAAAUAUAAAUUGAUACCAAA